CGCGCGCCUUAGAGCGAGUGGGAUAAGCUCCUAAUUUCGACUAGUCAGAUUCAAACAAAGCGAAUCCCACUCUUUGAAGUUAUUCAGUUCCUGCCUUGGAACAUCACCCACUUGUUUCUGGCGCCAAUCCAUUCCAAGUAAAUGGAGAUGAUAAUGCUGAUAAUCCUCUCUCUCUUAAUCCCAGCAAUCUGCGGAGAAUUCAUUGCUCGCGGAGCCAAUCUCCGGCACCAAUCACCGGGUGAGACCUUAUGCAGUCAGCUCAUUGAACCUGCUGGCUACCCUUGUACCGAACACACUAUACAAACGAAGGAUGGUUACUUGCUAGCUCUUCAACGUGUUUCAUCACGUAAUGGGAAUAUAAGGCUGCAACGUGGCCCUCCUGUUUUGCUUCAACACGGACUCUUUAUGGCAGGUGAUGCAUGGUUUUUGGACUCUCCAGAGCAGUCAUUAGGCUACAUCCUUGCAGAUGAGGGCUUUGAUAUAUGGGUUGGAAAUGUACGUGGGACAUUUUGGAGUUAUGGGCAUGUAUCUUUGUCAGACAAAGACAAGGAAUUUUGGGACUGGAGCUGGCAGGAAUUGGCUCUAUUUGACCUUUCAGAAAUGAUACAACACAUAUAUUCGACAGCAAACUCCAAAGUUUUUGUUGUUGGGCAUUCCCAGGGGACACUCAUGUCUCUGGCUGCUCUCACUCAGCCAAAUAUAGUGGAAAUGGUUGAAGCUGCUGCUCUUUUAUGUCCAAUAUCAUACCUGGAACAUAUAAGUGCUCCAUUUGUACUUCGAAUGGUUGGCUUACAUCUUGAUCAGAUGGUUCUGGCCAUGGGCAUACAUCAAUUGAACUUUAGAAGUAAAGUGUUGAUCAACCUUUUGGAUUCCAUGUGUGACGGUCUCAUAGAAUGUGAUGACUUGCUAACUUCCAUUACAGGGCAGAAUUGUUGCCUUGACAGCUCAAGCGUGGACAAAUUUUUUGAAUAUGAACCUCACCCAUCGUCUGCAAAAAAUCUGCAUCAUCUUUUCCAGAUGAUUCGUCAGGGUACUUUUUCCCAAUAUGAUUAUGGAAUAUUGAAAAACCUGAAGCUGUAUGGCCAGGUGAAACCCCCAGCAUUUGAUCUUAGUCUAAUACCCAAGUCAUUGCCAUUAUGGAUGGGCUACGGGGGCUAUGAUGCUUUAGCAGACGUGACAGAUGUGGAGCACACUCUCAAGGAGUUGCAGUCCAAACCUGAGUUGCUUUAUCUGGAGAACUAUGGUCAUCUAGAUUUCCUCAUAAGUGUACAAGGAAAGAAAGACGUUUUCAAGCAUAUGAUUAGAUUUUUCAGGUCACUGGGCAAAUCUAGUAGUUGAAUUGGCUACUCAUAAUAUGAGAAAGCUACUGUUAAAUGUAUACUUGACUAAUUACUUUGCGUGCAAUGCAUAUAUUGUUUGUAACAGGGCUUGUAAAUGUGAUUACUAAUUACCAACAAAGAAUAUGAUAAAGGAAACAAAAACAUAUUACUUUUCUUA
Messenger RNA from Hevea brasiliensis (rubber tree), 1497 nucleotides. Its product is annotated as triacylglycerol lipase 1. The coding region runs from base 142 to 1338 and encodes 398 amino acids. Gene Ontology annotation, molecular function: hydrolase activity, acting on ester bonds. NCBI's taxonomy places the organism in Eukaryota, Viridiplantae, Streptophyta, Magnoliopsida, Malpighiales, Euphorbiaceae. The transcript has 9 exons. Gene Ontology annotation, biological process: lipid metabolic process. The record is from RefSeq and is a predicted model, not a curated record.